AUGCCAUCACUGAAGAAGACGCUGGUGCUGGGCAGCGGCUCUCGUGAGCACGCCCUCGCCUGGAAGCUCGCCCAGUCGCCCUUAGUGGGCGCCGUCUUUGUGGCACCCGGCAAUGGCGGCAUCGACGCCGCCGCCGGCGGCAAGAUCACCGCUGUCAAGGACCUGAAGAUCAGCGACCACCCGCAGGUGGCCGCCUGGUGCCGCGCCCACGCCAUCGACCUGGUGGUCGUCGGGCCCGAGGACCCGCUGGCCGCCGGCAUUGUCGACCACCUGCAGAGGGAGGGGGUUGCCGCCUUUGGGCCCAGCGCCGCCGCCGCGCGCAUCGAGUCGGAGAAGGCCUUCGCGAAGGCCUUCAUGGCGAAGUACCAGGUGCCCACGGCCCGCUACGGCGCCUUCACCGAGGCCGCCGCGGCAAAGGCCUUCAUUCGCGAGCACCCCAGGGCGCGCGUGGUGAAGGCGAGCGGCCUCGCCGCCGGCAAGGGCGUCAUCGUCGCCGAGACGGAGGCGGAGGCGCUGCAGGCGGUGGAGGACAUGCUGGAGAAGAAGGUCUUCGGGGCGGCCGGCGCCGAGGUGGUCGUCGAGGAGCGCCUCCUCGGCGAGGAGGUCUCCCUCUUUGGCCUGACGGACGGCACCGCCUUCCAGCUGAUGGCGCCCGCGCAGGACCACAAGCGGGCGCUGGCCGGCGACCGCGGCCUGAACACCGGCGGCAUGGGCGCCCUCGCGCCCUAUCCCCUGCUGGAGCCGGCCGAGCUGGAGGUGAUCCGCCGAGAGGUCUUUCAGCGGACGAUUGACGGGCUGCGCGCCGAGGGGACGCCCUUCGUCGGGCUGCUCUACGCCGGCCUCAUUCUGACGCCCGACGGCGGCGGUCCGAAGGUGAUCGAGUUCAACUGCCGCUUCGGCGACCCGGAGACGCAGUCGCUGCUCGCCCUGCUCAAGAGCGACCUCUACGAGGUCUUUGAGGCGUGCAUCAACGGGAGGGGCAUUGAGGCCAGCCCCCUGCAGUGGGAGGAGGGAAAGGUGGCGGUGGGCGUGGUGGUGGCCAGUGCCGGCUACCCCGCCGGGCCGGUCAAAAAGGACGUGCUUAUUCAAGGGCUAGAGGAGAUUAAAGAGGAGGAUGGACUGCUUGUCUUUCACGGCGGGACGGUGCAGAAGGAGGAUGGGCAGUUUUACACUAGUGGGGGGCGUAUUCUGACGGUGGUCGCGCUGGCGGAAAGUCUGGAGAAGGCGGCUGCAGCGGCCACCACUGCCGCCGGCAAACUUCGCAUCGAGGGCAGCUUCUUCCGGGGCGACAUUGCCCAGAGGACGAUUCGAAGGUAAGUGUCUUUUCUACUCAAAUCGCGGCUCGACUACAAGGCCAGUGGCGUGGACAUCGAGGCGGGGAACGCCCUCGUCGAGCACAUCAAGGGCUUCGCCAAGUCUACUGACCGCGCCGGCGUCAUGGAGCAGAUUGGCGGCUUUGGGGCGCUCUUUGACCUGAAGGCGGGCGCCGGCCUCAAGGAUCCCAUCCUGGUCUCGGGCACGGACGGCGUCGGCACCAAGCUGAAGGUGGCCAUCGAGACGGGCCGAGGCCUGGACACGGUGGGCAUCGACCUGGUGGCGAUGUGCGUCAACGACAUUCUGGUGCAGGGUGCGGAGCCCCUCUUCUUCCUCGACUACUUCGCCACCAGUCGCCUGGAGGUGGAGAAGGCGGCGGCGGUGGUGAAGGGCAUUGCCGAGGGCUGUCGGCAGGCAAGGUCGGCGCUGAUUGGUGGCGAAACGGCGGAGAUGCCCGGCAUGUACGCCGAGGGUGACUUUGACCUGGCCGGCUUCGCCGUGGGCGCCGUCGAGCGAGAGCUAAUCCUCCCCCUGAAGGGCGCCAUCGGCGCCAUCGUCGAGGGCGACCUAGUCAUUGGCCUCUCCUCCAGCGGCGUCCACUCCAACGGCUUCAGUCUGGUGCGGAAGAUUCUCGAGGUGAAGGGCGUCGCCUACGACCAGCCAGCCCUCUUUGCUGGCUCUGGGAAGACCUUUGCCGACGUCCUCCUCACGCCCACCAAGAUCUACGUCCAGUCGACGGUGCCGGCGAUCAGGAGUCGAAAGGUGAAGGCGCUGGCGCACAUUACCGGCGGCGGGCUGACGGAGAAUAUUCCUCGCGUACUCGAGAAGAACCUCGCCGUAGAGCUGGAUGCCGCCCAGUGGCCCCUGCCGCCCAUCUUCACCUGGCUCAAAACCGCCGGCGGCAUCAGCGAGCCGGACAUGCUGAAGACCUUCAACUGCGGCCUGGGCAUGGUCCUCUUUGUGGCGCCGGCCGAGGCGCCGGCCGUCCUCGCCAGUCUGAAGGAGCACGGCGAGCAUCUUUGCUAUUUUAUUUAG
Rhagoletis zephyria (snowberry fruit fly) is the source of this 2349-nucleotide messenger RNA. The record is from RefSeq and is a predicted model, not a curated record. Lineage: Eukaryota; Metazoa; Arthropoda; Insecta; Diptera; Tephritidae.